AUGUCGAGCGACAGUGGGCGGCGGGCGCGGGAGCGGUGUUGGAGAGAUCAGGAGGCGGACGACGCGCUGCCUCUCGGCGCCCCGAGCGGGUGCGCGAUUUCAGUCGUCAAGGGCGAGGACGAGGAUGAGGACGAUGGAGAUUUCGUCGCGCGCGUCAUCGUGAGGUACAGAGAAGAGCACGAACUCGAGCGAGCGAUGUUGGACGUCGUGCUCAGGCUUCACGACGUGGAGGCGUCCGCGAGUUUGUGCGCGGGGAGCACGCCGAGCAAGCGCGACGCCGAUCGAGGAAACAGAGAAGACGCCGAGGCGAUCGAGGAGCUCGCGAGUGUUCUCGGUGCGAGUCCAGAGGAUGCGGCGGAGCAAUUGCGUAGGUGCAACGAGCGCGGGGAGCCGUUCAUUCCGAUUCGUUUUCGAGAGUUACUCGGCUGCGAGCGCGUGUACGAGGUGCGAUCGAAAUCGCAUCGCGCAGCACUCACGACGAUUCGAAUCUUCCUUCUGCGAGUCGCGACCGCGGGCCCAUGGACUCAUCAUGGCGUCAUUGACGGUCCAGUUAUAGUCGAGCUUCCGCUAAAGUACGAUGUGACGUUGAUCGAUACGCCUGGAAUCGACGACUCAAUCGUCGCUCGAUCGCGGAAGCUUUUGCGCAAUUCAAUCGGCGCCGGCGCCGAGUACAAGAUCGGCAUGUUUGUAUUCAUCUCAGACAAUCUGCCGCCCAAAGAGGCGAUUUGGAGCGCAUUGAAAGAGAUCGGGACGCUGGACAAGAUCUUCACGGAGGGAUGCCGCUUGUGUCUGUGCUGGCCUGUUGAGCGACUGAUCGAAUCUCGUCGGCCAGACGGAUUCGUGACGAAUUUACAAAUAAAAAAUUUCACCAACCGCACGCUGAAAACACUGAAUAUGGAUCGAAAUCACUGGUUAAAGCGAUUCGAUACGUUUUCGAAGGAAUCGAAACUUCAUCUAUGGGGAGGCUUACUGCUAGGUAUGUCACUCGCAUUCGUCCGAACGUUAGAAAAGAACAGUCCUCUCGAUUCGCGAGGCGCGAACAAGGACGAUGAGCAGUACUCCAUGUAUCGCCUCGCGUACGCCGUAAAGAGGCAAGUGAAUCCUCCACCAAACGAUGAGAACAGUAAUGGCCUAAUAAAGCCAGAACCGAUAUAUGCGAGGCCCGAUUCUGAGCUGGAACCUCGCAACGUAGAGCCGGCGACUAAGGCGAAAGCGAUGUCGGAAGCGCCGCUACCGCGAGAGAUAUCGUCGCCCAAGCUCGUGACGCGGCCGAAGAAGCGUCCUCGUGAAUGUACUAUUGCCGACCCGUUCGCUUUCACUGAAAACGACGGCGCAGAUUAUCCAGAAGACGCCGAAACGCCGCCGCUCUUUGAUAAGCCCGCCGCCAAAACGGCUUCACGGGCUCCGCUCAGGAAUGCUGCCAACGCGCCUUCACGCACGACAGGAACAGCCAAGCGCGCGAAGAAGCAAGAGAAGAGCGUUCCGAAAGCACCGCUUACCCUUCGCACCGUCCAAGCAUCGACAAAACCCUCGCCAGAUCUCUCGGCGACGGCUUCGUCAAAGCCGGUUCCGAGCGCGCCUCAACCGUCGCCCGACGACGACAAGUCCUCGCCGGUACGGGCGCGUCGCCUUCGCCAACGCUCCGAGCUUCAGUCCCCGUGGUGGGAGGUGAAAACGUUCACCUGGGAGGGCUCCAAACGCGUCCAGAGAUGA
Messenger RNA from Ostreococcus tauri, 1713 nucleotides. RefSeq lists its product as hypothetical. Bases 1 to 1713 code for a protein of 570 amino acids. The record is from RefSeq and is a predicted model, not a curated record. The transcript has a single exon. Lineage: Eukaryota; Viridiplantae; Chlorophyta; Mamiellophyceae; Mamiellales; Bathycoccaceae.